AUGGAUAAUAGGAGAAUAGAGAGCUUUGAGGAAUUUUUUAACCAAAUUGAGAGUUCCUCACUUAACGAUGAAUCAGGACCAUUUUGUCCUCAGGAUUUGCAAUGUAUAAGUAGUACGAGUCAGAAAUAUGGUCAGGAUUUACAAAAUGGAAUGGGGAUUACGCAUUCUAGGUUUCACAGACAAAGACGAGUGUCGCUUAGCUUCCUACCAUUCUGUGAUUUAAAUAGUACAAUAGCCAUACCUUGCUGUUCAGGAUUAGAUGACAAAGAAUUUGACUCAGAAGACCUCAGAAAAAAGUGUGAAAGUCCUGCAAAGAAGAGCGAAACAAGGAGAGGGAAGGAAUCAAAGUCAAAGCAUGCUAUUGUAGCUAACACUAGGACAAAUACCACCCCCCAUAAUAGCACGGAGACAAGCAUUGUAGAGAAAUCCACUGCGGUUUUAGCCGCUGGGCCCGAAAUUCACACAACUGAUCCCCUGCUUAUCAUAGGACUACCUGAAUCAAUAAUAGACGUAGAGCAAACCAACAUUGACGAAUCUGAUGAACAAAUUUGCUUUCUGCUCGGUCGGAACAGUUUAAUACUAAAUACAUCCCCAUAUGAAGAAUAUAGAAAACACUCAAUAUGCUCCAUGUCAAGCGUAUCUGAUACUGAAGAGUCUGAAGAAGUUGACGUUGUAGCAUCAUCAUCAAAUCUCAAUCCCAUCGUCCCAGAUCUAUUUCCCAAAAUGGAUCUAGAUGACGAUGAACAAUUUAUGAAGUUCAACAAAUUACCACUAACGCCUGCAUAUGUGUCUAAAUAA
Dujonia railenensis is the source of this 798-nucleotide messenger RNA. Lineage: Eukaryota; Fungi; Ascomycota; Pichiomycetes; Serinales; Debaryomycetaceae. The record is from the annotation of a GenBank genome assembly.